Pimephales promelas (fathead minnow) is the source of this 747-nucleotide messenger RNA. Lineage: Eukaryota; Metazoa; Chordata; Actinopteri; Cypriniformes; Leuciscidae. The record is from RefSeq and is a predicted model, not a curated record.
GCUACAUGUCAGAGGGACAGUCACCAUGUCUAGUACUGACCACGUUGGACUGACCCACUGUAAGUUUCUCUUGGUGUUCGCAGUCGUCAUGGAUCUCUUCGGUGUUUCUAUCCUCUUGAUCGGCAUCUUCGUCCCGCUUGAAAUUGGUGGUCGUGACUUUGGUGAUCUGUUGGUGUAUUCUGGAGCUCUGCUGGUGUUGAUGUCUAUGGGGGCUUGGGUCAUGUGGUACAGUGGGAAUAUUGAUGGUUUAAUAUCAGAGAAGGAGCUGACAGACAAACACACUGCUGUGGACCGGUUCGCUCGCAGCCUUAGUCGCCGCAUACGGAGACCCCACCGCAUCCACCACACAUCCUGACCUCUCUGACCCCUGGGCAUGGCAGAGAGCACAUACACAGGGCUGGGAUACCAACAUUUAGGCUAAAAUCUCAGUUGGAAGAUGAGGAAAAUAAUCUGAAGGUUUACGGAUUUGUUACAAUGUGGUGUUUACUAUUACAAUUACUACUACUGUAUUACAGUAUUUUAUAGCACCUGUGCUGUAGUGCAACUCUCAAUGUAGAAAAAAAUGAUGGAAAGGUUUAUAUUUUUGUAUACUAUUUAGGACAUUGAAAACGGUUUCUACUGUUUUUCUGUUUCAACUGUAUUUCUUUUUUUUUUGCUGUAAAACUUUUAAUACAUCUUCUUGUGAACAAAACAUGAAAUUUGAUCAAAUUCAAAACACUGAUAAAAAUUAAAUACAUUAAAAUUCUA